AUAAAUUGAGGUGUCCAACUUUUUCCCGGUUACUGUGCGUGCGCUCGUGCUUGGACGACAUCCAGUGGACAACAUGUCGCAGUAUUCCGGAAAGAUCACCUUCUUCGAGGGGAAGUGCUUCACGGGCAGGAAGCUGGAGGUCAGAGGUGACUGCGACAACUUCCAGGACCGUGGCUUCAUGAACAGGGUCAACUCCAUCCGCGUGGAGAGCGGCGCCUGGAUCUGCUUCGACCAUCCCGACUUCAAGGGCCAGCAGUACAUCCUGGAACACGGCGAGUACCCCGAGUUCCAGAGGUGGAACUCCCACAACGACCACAUGGGCUCCUGCAAGCCCGUCCGCAUGCACGGAGAACAUUAUCGCAUCGAGAUCUUUGAGGGCUGCAACUUCUCCGGCCAGAGCGUGGACAUCUGUGACGAUUGUCCCUUCCUGCAGAGCCGCGGCCUGUCCAAGAACUGCAUCAACUCCGUCAAGGUGUACGGAGACGGCGCCUGGGUGAUGUACGAGGAGCCCAACUUCCGAGGCCGCAUGUACGUGGUGGAGCGGGGCCAGUACACCAGUCACAACGAGUGGCAGGCCCAGAACCCAAACAUCCAGUCCAUCCGCCGAGUGGUCAACUACUUCUAGACGCAGACAACAACCAUUAAACUUUUUCUUUUCAAUUCCAAA
This is a messenger RNA of Nerophis lumbriciformis (worm pipefish), 667 nucleotides long. It is a transcript of the gene crygn2, whose product is annotated as crystallin, gamma N2. NCBI's taxonomy places the organism in Eukaryota, Metazoa, Chordata, Actinopteri, Syngnathiformes, Syngnathidae. Gene Ontology annotation, biological process: visual perception; lens development in camera-type eye. Gene Ontology annotation, molecular function: structural constituent of eye lens. The record is from RefSeq and is a predicted model, not a curated record.